AUACAUAUAAGUAUAAUUAUGUAUAUUGGUGAAGGGGUUUAUGUAUAAUUGUGCACUAGUGGUGAAAAGGGAUAUUUACUAAUAGAUAAUUAUGGUAUAAUUAUAUAUAAUUAGACUACCCCAUAUAGGGACCAAUGAAUGCAUUCCGCAUAAUUGUCACCCUCUGCCAUGUACUCAAUAAAAAUAUCAAGCUGACUUGUUCGUCCAGUAUACAUGAGAGGUCAUAGUUCAGUCACUAUAUGUACCCACACGCCGCCAUUUUGAAUCCCUCUACAACGUACCAGGAUGACGGAUUUGUGUAAGGCUUAUCGUAGUCUGCCGUUCAAAAUAUUUUUGAAACAUCGCUGGCUGUUAGCACUCUUGAUGAUACUUUUGUUGAGUUUGGGUUGCUUCCACCAAUACACUGGUUACGUUUCUUUCUUUUUCAGAGCAAUUCGGUACACGAACGAGUUGGUUGAGAACCCGAAGCCCGUCGCCAUACACCACAACCACCAAGGCAGGAACGAGAGCGUGGUCUGCAUCAUAGAAACUUCUCUUGGAGAUGCUUGCGAGGGACUAGGCUUCGCCUCUCUCGUUUUGGAGACGAUAGACGACAUUACAACAUGUCUUGCCCGUGGAUUCGUCCCAACAGUCAUAUGGACAGAGUGUGACUACUGUGGGCCGCCUGGAAAUGGACAGAACUAUUGGACCUGGUACUUUGAAGGGAGGAAUGAAGAUAUAGUACAGCAAGCGAAGACUCGGGUGUGUAUGGCACCCAAACGGCAUCCCUAUGGCAUGCCUUCGGUUUACCUGACUCGAACAGGAGCAAUGGGUGAAUUGGUGGACUUCCGGUUUGCCGACUUGGAAAACAAGGUGACGGAAUACUACCAACCAAUUACAGCAGAGACCCGGGCUCUUGCCAAUCACGUCAUAUCAGGUUAUCUCCAGCCAGCCGCUAGGAUCAAGAACGCAGUGGAUACUUUCUAUCAAUCCUUCAUGGCAGACAGUAUUAAUAUAGGCGUCCACGUGAGACUAAAAGCAGGUCACGCCAGAGAGAUGACGCUAAAUCAUCAAACACCUCCAGAACUGCAAGACUUUGUUCAAGUCGUGCAUCGUCUCAUAAACGACAUCACUGCCAAAUAUGCCGACAGAGAAAUCCGCAUAUACCUGGCCUCUGAUCUUGACCAAGUUAUUAAGGAAUUCAAAUCCAAGUUUGGGAACAACAGAGUCUUACACAUAGCUGCCUCCAGGGGGAAAAGUUUGAAUGAUGACGUUAUACGGAAAGACUCUCCGAAUCUACUAGGCGACCAGGUGUUCACUGACAUCUUGCUGAUGUCUAAGUGUGACUACUUUGUCCAUGAUGAGUCUAAUGUUGCUUCAGUGACGUACUAUUACAACCCCAACCUUAAGAGCUACUAUGUCAGUGGAGACGCCUCGGACUUCAGACGACUUAAUGCGCAACCUCGUUUCGAUUCUGAGGAACUUUUUCGUCAGGCCGUUGCCAAGGAAACGCGCAACAUAAUCCUACCCGAUUGGAGGGAUGACACUCUAUGGGCUGGUCUUAAGGCCAGGGGUGGAAUGCUGUUCAGAUUGUUAUUCACUGAACGGCAGUACCUAAACACCCUGAGGUGUUUUUACAAGAACAUGAAAUGGAGCAAAUGUCGCAGGGAGUUUUUAAGAUCAAAGUUUGCCAGCGAUAGUGACAUAAAGAAAUUGAUGGAUCUUUGAAGAUGUUAGAA
Molecule: messenger RNA, 1718 nt
Organism: Branchiostoma belcheri (Belcher's lancelet)
Lineage: Eukaryota; Metazoa; Chordata; Leptocardii; Amphioxiformes; Branchiostomatidae
Exons: 7
Coding region: 286-1707 (473 amino acids)
Biological process (GO): amino acid metabolic process
Molecular function (GO): hydrolase activity, acting on carbon-nitrogen (but not peptide) bonds, in linear amides
Source: RefSeq, a predicted model, not a curated record